Messenger RNA from Vicia faba (fava bean), 1113 nucleotides. The record is from the annotation of a GenBank genome assembly. Lineage: Eukaryota; Viridiplantae; Streptophyta; Magnoliopsida; Fabales; Fabaceae.
AUGGGAAAACCAAGUUUGAAGAUCAAAAGGCUGCCUUUAAUGGCAGUUGCAUGUACAGUAAUGUUGUUCGUUGUAUAUAGGACUUUAAAGUAUCAAUAUAAUCAAGAAGAGAUAGACAAAAGGCGGAGUAUCCGGAGAGAUGUAGAGCCACAUGCGGCUCAUUCUGGAAUGUUAAAAGGCUUGCCACGAGGUAUAAUACACGCCACUUCAGAUUUGGAGCUAAGGCCUUUAUGGUUGCCAAAUAAUUUAAGAUCAAAGGAUAAUGUUUACUCGAACCGUAGCUUGUUGGCAGUUUCAGUUGGUAUCAAGCAAAAGAAAAAUAUAGAUGCUAUGGUGCGAAAGUUUCUCGCAGGAGGUUUUACAAUUAUUUUAUUCCAUUAUGAUGCCAAUGUGGAUGGAUGGAAGGAUCUUGAUUGGAGUAGCAAGGCCAUACAUAUAGCUGCUAAAAAUCAAACAAAGUGGUGGUUUGCAAAAAGAUUUCUAAGUCCAGAUAUAGUUUCUAUUUAUGAUUACAUCUUUCUCUGGGAUGAGGAUUUGGGGGUCGAAUAUUUUUCUCCAUUGAGAUAUGUUAAGAUUGUAAAGGAAGAAGGGCUGGAGAUAUCUCAACCAGCACUUCAUCCAAAUUCGACAGAGAUACAUCACAGAUUAACAGUCAGAGCUAGGACCAAGAAAGUGCAUCGACGAGUCUAUGAACUCAGAGGUAAAACUAAGUGUUCAGAUGAAAGCGAUGGACCUCCGUGCACUGGGUUUGUCGAAGGUAUGGCUCCUGUUUUCUCUCGAGCGGCAUGGUAUUGUACUUGGCAUCUUAUACAGAAUGACCUUGUACACGGAUGGGGAAUGGAUAUGAAACUAGGAUAUUGUGCUCAGGGAGAUCGUAGUCAAAACGUGGGUGUUGUCGAUAAGGAAUAUGUUGUUCACAAGGCGAUACCAACUCUUGGUGGUAACAAUCCUGCUAUAACCAAAAAACGCGGCUCAACAGGAAUUGAUAUGAGAAUGGAGAUUAGACGACAGUCAUCAUGGGAACUUGAAAUCUUCAAAGAGCGCUGGAAACAAGCUGUUGCCCAUGACAAAAGUUGGGUUCAACCAUUUAAGAGUGAUGAAAGCCGCAUAUGA